GAUCUGAUGUGUAGUUUCCGUCUUGGCUGGGAGGAAAAGGCGUAGCUAGUAAACAUCACAGAGAGCUAAAAAAAAGACAAACACACACAGCGGACAUUAGAGCCGGAAAACACCGACGCAUUAAGUUCCCUCUUCGGUUUGUAGAAAGCCCGCCGGUGUCGUCCGCAGUCCUGUAACCGUCCGUGGUUGUCACAGCGACUGACAGCGUCUCAGAAAAAAGAAAAGACCAUCGGGGCGUUAGCCAGCUAGCUAGCUAGCAUAGCCACCUAGCCGCAGCAGCACUAGCCGCAGCUAGCAUUAGCAUAAAAACGACAAAGAUGAUAGCGCUAAUCAACAAACUGUUGGACUGGUUCAAGGCGCUCUUCUGGAAAGAAGAGAUGGAGCUGACCCUGGUGGGGCUGCAGUACUCCGGGAAGACGACCUUCGUCAAUGUGAUAGCGUCCGGCCAGUUCAGCGAAGAUAUGAUUCCUACAGUCGGGUUCAACAUGAGGAAGAUCACCAAAGGCAACGUUACCAUCAAGCUGUGGGACAUCGGCGGUCAGCCUCGGUUCAGGAGCAUGUGGGAGCGUUACUGUCGAGGAGUCAGCGCCAUCGUCUACAUGGUGGACGCAGCAGACCCGGAGAAGAUCGAAGCCUCCAAGAACGAACUCCACAACCUGCUGGACAAGCCGCAGCUGCAGGGAAUUCCUGUUUUGGUUCUGGGCAACAAGAGGGACCUACCAGGAGCCCUGGAUGAGAAGGAGCUGAUAGAGAGGAUGAACCUGUCGGCCAUCCAGGACAGAGAGAUCUGCUGCUACUCCAUCUCCUGCAAGGAGAAAGACAAUAUCGACAUCACUCUCCAGUGGUUGAUCCAGCACUCCAGGACUAAGAGGAGUUCCUGAGAACAGACACGCCCCCCCCUCCCCCCCCCCCAACAGAACAGGCCACGCCCACCUGUCCUAACACACACACACACAGCCGCUCUUUGAUCAAAACUUUACCCUCCCAUCCUUCCAUCUACCCCAUCCUUGUAUUAAUACCUGCUGACCCCUCCUCCCCACAGUCCCCUUACACCUUGAGAUGCUCUGAUACCUUGUUUUUUAUUGAAGUAUUAAAAAAAAGCAACGACAACCACACAGAGUUGGUUUGCAGAAGUAUUUCAGUACAUACAAAAUACUCUUCGGUACACCAGCACAUAAGCGCCCACAUGCUAAAAAAGAUUCCCGGGAAAGUGGAGCAAGUUUUGACAGGAGGAUGCCAAAGAAGUACUGGGAUCUGAAUUCUUGUCUUUCAGCCCGUGUUAGUUCAGGUCACCAACAGCUGAUGGCUGAUUUAGGCUUCUCUACAAAGGUGUCUCACAGGUAACACCGCAGCUACAGCCACGGGGUUUAUUUAUGCAGCAGUUAAAGGGCCAUUUCACCCAAAUUAUAAAGCACAAACUCUUUUUUUUAAUUAUUAUUGGGAGUAUUUCCUCGCCAGGUGGAGGAAGAUGUCUGAAAACCCGGAUGAAUAAAACCAAAACCACCAAGAGGGAGGAGAAAAAUGUGUUUAUAUGUCAUUUGGGUGAAGUGGCUUUUUACAUUUGAGUCUGAAUCGCUUGCAUAAAGCCAUCGGCCGUGUGAGUGAUUUGAAACUGGCGACAGAAGAAGUGGUGUCAGCGCAUCUUUACACAUCCACACAGCAGCCUCCAUCAUGAUCCUCAAAUCAGCCAAAAAUCCACAUUUAGCCGGUUAGCUGGAGCCUGUUUUGUGGAUGUGUACCCUUCCUCAACUUUUCCCAUAAUCCUCCAACCUUCUUUACCUUUUUUUAGCCAGUAACCACAAAUCUGCCUUCAUCACUUCCCCUCUCUUCCCUCUCCGCCUCCUGUUGAUUUUCAUUCCUCCCCUUCCAUUUUCCCUUUCUACCUCCACAUGUUCCAUCCUUCCUUCCUUCCAUCCAUCCACACCCGCCAUUAUUUCACAUUUAUAUUAUCCUGAGAAGCCCCUCUUCCUCCCCUCGUCUGUUGUGAACUGCUUGUCCUCCCCUGUAAUCCCUCUAUCCUUCCUCCUUUUCUUAUUUUUGGAUGUUACAUUCUUUCUCUCUUUCCUCGCCAAGCCCCCACCGCUCGUCGUCUGGCUCUCUCUCUCUCUCCUGCCGAGCGAGGGAUUAAAAACCUUUUUAUUGCACUGUUGAUUUUGGUUUUGUAAGAUAUUGAUAACGAGAAUAAUGUUAAUAAUAUUCUUAUUGUGACAUAACCUGGUCUGUCCAGAUUUAAGGAAGCGGUACUCUAAACUGGAGAAGGAGAAAUGUUGUUGUUUCUGUUCAUAUGUCUGUAAGAAGCUUUUUAUUUCCUGUUUGUUUUAUAUUAUUUUUUAUUAUAUUGUUGUUGUUGUUGUUUUCGUUUGACUUCAUAAGUCUACUCUGGAUGUGAGCCAGAGGUCAGUGUUUUCUGCUCUGUCACGUCUGCUGAUUGGACCCGGGGUGUCACGUGAUCAAAUGCAACCUUCACAUCAUGUCGGAUAAUAUGGAGCAAUGCUUGAGUCGCUGAAACGCCUACGUGUAAACACAUUUUCAUGAUUUGUGACACGAGGAGCGACAAACAAAAUACAUUUUUGUUCCCUCUGCAUAACAAGGUCAAAAUCAGCCUCUCGUCCUUCCUCAAAAUAUUCGAGAAGAAAAUGUCCGCUUCCUGUUUUUUAAUUACCACAAGAAGGCGACAUGAAUAUGGAAGCCUGUGGCUGCCAAUAUUGAGAUAAAAUGAAUUAAUAGUUUUUGUGCACAUGAUGUGUGACAGAAUUAAAACAUAAUGAAAUUCUCAUUUUAAUGUUCGCCAAAUAACUACAUUACAUCCUAGUUUUAGCUUUUUUCUAAUGAUUAAAUGUGACAAGGAAUUUUCAUGUUUGUCAAUUUCAGGGGAUAAAAACUCUAAAAUGUAAUUUUGAAGUUUCAGUUGCACAUUGACAAUUUAAAAACACAUGUAUUUUCAUUAUCAUUAAUUAUUUAUUAUAAGAUUUUGCUAAGCUUCAGUACAGUUUUCAAAUUUUGGCAGUUUUCAAACAUGAUUUUUAAAAUAAAAAUUGUCAUACAUCCUGCAUACACAAAUGGAAAUGAUUACAUUUUAAUAUUAGCAGCCAUAGACUUCCACACAAAUUAGUGUUUGUAUUCAUGACAAACAAGACAUGACAGGAAUGCGGUUUAAGACCAGAGUUUGGACUAAGCUGUCUCUGAAUGAUGCUACACAAGGAAAUCUGCUCUAUCCAUUUAUUUGUUAUUAAUAUAAUCAGUUGGUGCUUUUACAGCUGGUCUAAGUUAACCACCAGCUUAUGGUGAAUGUGAAUGUUUUUGAUGUGAAUGGUAGCAACAAAUCUUAAAGCAUUAAAACCUUUAGCUAGCUAGUUUAGUUAUCCAGUCAACUGCAACAAAACAAGAUUAAUUACUGAAAGCAAGUUUUGGCAGUAAAAUUAUUAUAUAAAUAUACUGGUGAUCCAAAAUAUUCUAGUCUGUAAUAAAAUUAAGAGUUUUUAAAGAAAUGUCAAUGAAAAUCUGAUUUAAAGGUUUUCAUUAAACCUUUUGAGUCACAAAAUGUUAGCACGUAGCUUCAUGCAAAGAUCAUCGUCCGCAUUACGCUCGCUUACAUCCUUACACUAGUUCCACACUACUUACACUGUAUCACUUUUUGUGUAAUUUCAACAACUUGGUCAGAUCUGUCGUCCUAUUGGUUCAAAUCGCGUUCUGACACAUCCUGGUCCGGACAGCAGCCAAUCAGACUGCAGAACAGUCAACAAAAGGAGCAUUACCUGUAUGUCUGUUGUUCUGUACUAAGGUCAUUUUGUUAAAGAGUGAUCAAACAGUGUGGGAGAUUAAUUCUGCUAGCUCACACUCACCUGCUUUACACUGUCGGGCCAAACAGGGUCGACCUGGCUUCAAAUUGAGGGUCACGAGAGACUUGAGGCCUUCCUCAGUCUGCAUUCCUGUUUUCUUGUGAAAGUCAGUUACGGCCCAAACACCGUCCCAUGUCAGAGUUCAUAUUGAGACAAAAACGCUUUCUGUUGAUUGCUAAUCUAUUAAAUGACAAAUUGCUACAGCUUUAUAAGACGGUUUGGUAGCAGACUUGUGUGAACCUGGGGAAAACGAGUAUCCCAGUUUGCAUUUCACAUCGACUAGCAGCGAACAUAAAAUAAAUAAAUAAAUAAAAAUUAAAACUGUAACCUACCAAUUUUAGUCUUGACAUUUUUUUGGGCGAAAAAUGAACAGCUUAGAUUUCAAAUAUGUGGUUGAUUUAUCAAAAAUCAUGCCUGUUGGAUUUGCUCAGCAUCUUUGGAGACGUGGGGAUCUGUAGCGUGGUGAACCACCUGAGCAGAGCUGGUGACGUCAGCAAGAAGGCUGUGCCAGUUACAGACAAAGCUUUCUUGUGGGUUAGGACUCCCGAAUUCUGCAUGCCAAAUUGCAACACCCUAGAUUGCGAUUUCGAACUCCCAACAACGCAAAAUCAAAUUCCCAACAACACGAAAUCGGUCUCCCAACAACGUAAAAUCAGUCUUGGCAUACUCUUUAUUGAGAAAGUCCUUUUGUUUUUCUUGACAGAAUCAAACACCUUUUUAGCAGAGACUGAAUCCUCCAAGCAGAAGGCCACAUGAUUCUAACAUUAGGUUUCCAGCAGCGAUGCUGAAGCUACAUAAACAGUUGCUCUCCCCUCUUUAGCCCGACAGUGGAAAGCUGCUUAUUUCUUAACUACCCAGAGCCGUCUAUCUGAAGGAGCUGUGUUACUAAGCUGGAAGCGCUAGAAGGUCCAGUGCUGCUGAUCAAAUGCCAGAAAACCACAAGCACAACUCGCACCAGUUGGACCAUCACCAAGAAAUAAAACUGAAUCUCCUUCAGCCUCAAAUGGCUCAGUUUGCUCUCCAGCUGCUUCAGAUUUCAGGCUCUGGUGUCUUCUGAACCAGUGAAGAGUUGUUGUCGGACCUCAUUCUGGUCCACUUGAAAUUCAUUGAUCUGUUGAUCAGCCAGCACAGUGAUUAUUUGUUAAUGACGCCAUCAGACAGACCAGAUUUCAAGGGAAUUUCAAAGUCACGUCUCAGCUUUUUCAUGAUCUUUUGCCUUUAUUUGAUGAUAUCCAGCAGAGAGCUCACAGGGGUGUUAUGGCAUACUGAAGUCUUCGAACACGUCUGAAGGCAGAAAAAGAGAGGGGCGAGAUGUGAAGAAUCGUACAUUUGGGGAUAACCGCGCAAUCUUAGACGUAAAGAAUGAAUCAGAGCUCAACACAAUUGGCCAGUUGCUGCGGACACUUGGCGCGAUUGAUGGUUUCGGAAACUUACGUAGAUUGACGGACGCAGUGCCACCAAAUUGCAACAUCCGAUGAUUCGACAAGCAUUUAGUUUGAAGCAUACUGCUGACCCCUGAAGGCCACCAGGUCGCUCUACCCUGUGAUUUGAAGAAAUACUAGAAAUGUUUGUGGCCUCAAAAGCCACAUUUUCCACAUUUAUUUUCAGGAAAAAUACAGAAAAAAGGACAUAAUACCUGAACAGUCACUGCAAAUGGUAAACUCUGAGAUGCGCUUUGACUUGGUAACCAGCCUACCAGGCGUCUAAUAAAGUAGGAUGACCCCUCCUGGUUAUCAGGUCGAAUGACUGGACCUUGAAAUCUCUGUUCUGAUUGGCUCUGGUCUCUUCUGUUUGCAUGCUGAGGGCAGGGAUUGUAUAUCUGUAGGACCUGAUGAAAUUAAUGGUUAUUUUGGUGCGACUUUACCAAAAAAUGGCCUUAAUCCAGUGUGUCGAGUAUUAAGAAAAGUAAUGCAAGUACACAAUAUGAAAUGUACUAAAAACAGUGCAAUAAAACAGAAGUAUCAACCUUGUGAUUAGACCGUGUUAUUACAUACUUCUUUGUGCCUGAGGAUAAUGACGGUGUGCUUACAGUACCGCUCUCACAGAUGAAUUCACUGGAAUAUGGUCAUUGUAAUGUAAAGUUCUGACCAGAUUUUUUUUUUUGUGUAACGUCCUGUGAUCCUGCGUGUACAAACAGAAACUGUACAGGAUGUGAUGUAAAAUGUUUCUUGAUCAUCCUGUACGGUCAUGUACUCGUCAAAACCUGGAGAUUCCUACAGAGUCGGCUCCAAAAUAUGACAAAAUCCAGACUGAACUUAACAAAACCAAAUGGAAGCCAAGUGUCAUUAGGCUGGGAACAAAUGGAAACCUUGGACCUUUUGAAAGGAUAUUCCUGACGACUAAACAGCUAUUGUUCUUUCACAGACUGCUAGUACUGUGAAAAGUUACCUGAAUGCGUGUAAUGCAGACUCUUCUCUUUUAAACAGCUUCCAUAACUGAAACCUUGCUCAGCGUGAGAGUUAAUUCUUGUUCAAGAGUUUUCACUCAUAACACACAGUCCUCCUCAGCAGAUGGAGUUUCCUUAAUUGUCAUUGAAAAUUUUCUCAGCCUUUUUUAAUGCAUUUACAUUUAAAACGUAUGGUAUUAAAUCUCAUCUAAUCUAAAAUGAGCUUACUGACCAAAUUAAUUGCAAGAGUCAAGUGUAUUUGUUUAAUUUAUAUGGACCAUCCCGAAAAGAAAUGAAGAAAUCACGAAACUAAAAUUCAGCUGCUCUCUAAUGAGCAACCAAACUUAAGGUAAAUUAGAGCGUUCUGAGGCGGUUCUGACUGGAUCUCUGUGGUUUUGUCGCUGACCCUGUGUUGUGGUUUGUACAUGCAGGUUGACCACGCUGAGACGGCCCCACAGCCUGAACCUGUUUGUACAUUUAUUGUUUGAUUCAGUUGAUAUAUAAUGUGUUUUAAUAGAAACAUGCUUGUGUAUGAUACUAAUUAAAUACUAUGGAGAAAUAA
This is a messenger RNA of Micropterus salmoides (largemouth bass), 6787 nucleotides long. RefSeq names its product ADP-ribosylation factor-like protein 8A. Gene Ontology annotation, biological process: protein transport; anterograde axonal transport. The transcript has 7 exons. The record is from RefSeq and is a predicted model, not a curated record. Gene Ontology annotation, cellular component: lysosomal membrane. NCBI's taxonomy places the organism in Eukaryota, Metazoa, Chordata, Actinopteri, Centrarchiformes, Centrarchidae. Bases 318 to 881 code for a protein of 187 amino acids. Gene Ontology annotation, molecular function: GTPase activity; GTP binding.